AUGGGCUCUGUGGGCGAUGCGUCGGAGGUGAAAGAGCCUCCGCGCUACUCAGGUAGAGGCACAGUCCGGGAUCCGUACAUUGUCGUCUGGGACAUGCAUGAUGCCGAGAAUCCUUACGAGUGGCGCACGCUCCGCAAGGCCGUCAUCACCGCUGUGCUUGCUUUCGGCACCUGGUCAGUCUCUUUUGCAUCAAGUGCAUACACUGGCGGCAUAGAGCCUAUGCGCGAUGCACUCGGUGCUUCUGAGACAGUCGCACUUCUCGGCGUCUCGCUCUACGUUCUCGGCUUUGGGACAGGACCCUUGGUUUGGGCAAGCAUGAGUGAGGCCUUCGGACGGCGAAGGGUCUUCCUGGCUACGGCCUUCGUCCAUGUCUUCAUGCACAUCGGGGGCGCUUUGGGAAAGAACAUGACCGCCGUGCUCGUCACCCGUUUCCUGGCAGGAGCGUUUGGCGCCUCACCGUUGACCAAUGCAGGAGGAUCGAUUGCGGACAUGUUCACCCCAAAAGAGCGAGGAGUUGCGUCAACGAUAUACUCGACGGCACCAUACCUGGGACCUGUCAUCGGCCCGAUUGUGGGAGGCUACAUCAGCGAGACGAAUGUAGGCGCAAUACCGGGCUGGCGCUUCACGUUCUGGUUGAUGUUCAUCAUCGCCGCAUUGAACUGGGUUCUCUUCUACCUCCUUGUUCCCGAAACGUAUGCACCUACAUUGCUACAACGACGAGCUCGCAAGUUGCAGAAAGCGUCGGAAGGAAAAGAGCACUAUGUGAGCGUGUAUGAUAGAACACGGAAUCGCUCCUUGAAGCACGUUCUUCAAGUCAACCUCACUCGGCCAUUUCGAUUCCUUGCUACAGAGCCCAUUGUCAUCUUCACAGCGGUCUUCAUGUCGCUCACCUACGCAACACUGUAUGCCCAAUUCGCCGCAUAUCCGAUCGUGUUCAGUCAGCAUCGAGGAUUCGGUCCAGGGACGACUGGGCUUGCCUUUCUCGGGAUUGGAGUUGGCGUUCUGAUCGGAGUAGGAGCUUCACCGAUCCAAAAUGCAAUGUACCGGCGCGCGAUGAAGAAGAGCGUGUCAGGGCAUGCACCACCCGAGGCGAGAUUGUAUGCAUCUAUGGUAGGCGGCGUAUUCUUUGCAGUCGGACAAUUCUGGUUUGCAUGGACCGCAGACCCUCCCGUGCACUGGAUCGUGCCGAUCCUGGGCAGCGUACCAGUCGGAAUCGGGCUGGCGCUUAUCCUCCAAAGCCUGACGCAGUACAUGAUGGACGCAUAUGCACUCUACUUCGCCAGCGCACUAGCUAGCGCGGUCGUCCUUCGCUCGCUGUUGGCCUGUGCAUUCCCGCUCAUAGCUCCGCCAAUGUUCAAUCGGCUCGGGGAUGCAUGGGCUGUCAGCGUGUUCGCAUUUUUGGCGGCCGCUUGCGCUCCAGUACCCUUCGUGUUCUUCAUGCACGGCAGGAGAUUGCGAGAGAAGAGCAAGUUCGCCUGGAAGGACUUGGAAGAUGUCAGAUCGGAGUCAACCGUUGUGGCCGACAAGAUGUGA
Molecule: messenger RNA, 1533 nt
Organism: Peniophora sp. CBMAI 1063
Lineage: Eukaryota; Fungi; Basidiomycota; Agaricomycetes; Russulales; Peniophoraceae
Source: the annotation of a GenBank genome assembly